AUGCAUAUAAGGCCAGUCAAUACGGUAAAAAGGAGACAUCACUCCACGGAUCACCUACCGCCGUCUCUGCCUCGCAAUCCACCAACUCAACGACAAUGUACAAAUCAGUUCUCGCUGUUCUUCUCUUGGUCGCCAUGGCUAGCGCUACUGGAUACGGAGGCUGGGGAGGUCUUGGAGGCUGGGGAGGCUUUGGAGGACUCGGAGGCUGGGGAGGUCUCGGAGGCGGCUGGGGAGGACUCGGUGGAUGGGGACGUGGAGGUGGAUACGGCUACGGUGGAGGAUACGGAGGUGGAUACGGAGGAGGUUAUGGUGGAUACGGCAAAGGAUUUGUCAGUGUCAUUCCUGUCGCUGUUGGUGUUGGUGGAUACGGAUAAGGUGGAUAUGGUGGAUAUGGAUAUGGUGGAUAUGGAUACGGCAAAGGCUAUUAUUAGAUCUAGAUAAAUCCAAAACUUGAUUGUGUGUUGGUGCUUGUAUUGAACAUAAACGAUUCAAGUUGCCAUGGAGAUUCACUUUUGUUAUUGAAUUAAAUGAAAUUUAAAAACAAA
Molecule: messenger RNA, 545 nt
Organism: Biomphalaria glabrata
Lineage: Eukaryota; Metazoa; Mollusca; Gastropoda; Planorbidae
Exons: 3
Coding region: 1-441 (146 amino acids)
Source: RefSeq, a predicted model, not a curated record